Molecule: messenger RNA, 1269 nt
Organism: Zymoseptoria tritici IPO323
Lineage: Eukaryota; Fungi; Ascomycota; Dothideomycetes; Mycosphaerellales; Mycosphaerellaceae
Exons: 7
Coding region: 1-1269 (422 amino acids)
Source: RefSeq, a predicted model, not a curated record
AUGAAGUCUUCGCUUCUCUUCAUCGCCAUUGGAGCUAUUACCACCAUCUUGCCGGUGCGCGCAGAAGUCAACCUGACGGCUGCCGCAGCUCUUCCCGAGUGCAUUGUGAAAUGUGGUCUGUCGGUCAGCACAAAACACAACUGUCCGAUUGGCGCUGCCUGUUCUUGCGACUUGGAUGGCCCCGUGAGCAAAGACCUCGCAGCGUGUGUCACAAAUGUACACCACGGCUGCAAAGCAUGGGCCGAUGUACUCUCCGGUCUCCAUUACCAGGCAGACAGCUGCGACUGGCCGACAGACCGCAAUAAACAGCCUGCAGUGAAGAAGACUGGCAUCGCGCUUUUCGUCUUGUCGACGCUAUUCAUCGUCGCUCGCUUGGCUUCGCGAUGGCCGCGGUGGGGUGGUGCAGGCUUCGGUCGGGAUGAUGGGCUGGCCGUCAUAUGCUGGCUACCGAUUCUAGCUUUAACGAUCGCGGGUUUGAUCAGCUUGAAUCUGGGUCUCGGCCGCGAUCUGUGGACCCUUUCAGUCUCCAAUGUCAAAGACUGGGCAAAGUGGUUCUUCGUCUCCCAGGCGCUUUACGUCUUCGGCGCAUUCUUUACGAAGCUCUCCUUGGUCCUGCUCUACCUUCGUAUCUGGCAGGAAAGUCCUGAAACACGCACGUUUCGAUUGAUGUGUAAAGCCACGGGUGCAGUCUUGAUGCUCGGAGGCGUGGCUUGCAUACUGGCUACGAUCUUCUCGUGUCAUCCUAUCACGAAUGCAAUACGAUAUACCAAUCGGGCGGGGGGUACCUGCAUCAAUCGAAUCGCCUUGGGUUACUCUGUCGGUGGGAUCAAUGCCGUCUUGGACAUCGUCGUCAUUGCACUCCCUAUUCCGCGACUUUCGAAAUUGACCAUCUCGCUACGACAGAAAAUGGGCAUUAUCUCUUGCUUCCUCAUUGGAUUCACCGUGACGGCUUGCACUGUCGUCCGACUCACCCACCUGCACAGUCUGACCACGAUCCUGAAUCCCACCUGGGACUUUGUCGAACUGAACCUGUGGUCUUUGAUCGAGGUGAAUUGCAGCAUGAUCAGUUGCUGCAUGCCCGCCAUGGCUGGCUUUGUCAAGCGAACCGGCAGAUUCGUCACCAAAAAUGCUCCCUUUGUGUCUUCGGGGUCCAGGGGAGCUGCCAUCGACGAGUUCCAUCUCGAGAAGACAAUCAAACACAAUCAACACAGCGAGGAGUUCCGCGACGUGGGGACUCCUCCUCCGGCUUACUCCCAGCUUCAAGUGUGA